AUGCCAAAGCAAAAGUCCUCGAGACUGACGGCAUUAUUCGACAUCAGGUUGAAAAACUGUAACCACGAUGUUCUUUUGCUUAAGGGCACAGAACACAAUGCUGCUUCGACUUUUAUCAGCGGCAAGAUUGUGGUAUCAGUUAACGAGCCUAUCUCUGUGAAGAAGAUAACACUCAGGUUGUAUGGUACUCUUCGCUUGAGGUAUACUGAUACUCGUGGUGCGGUACCUAAACCUGCCAGAUUUGAAAAGAAGGUCUUUGAAUACGUUUGGGAUCCGAAGGAGAUCACCAAGUACUUGGACAACAUGUAUGAGAACUCCAACGGCAAUGGCAGUUCUGGGUUCACAGGCCAGUCGCCUUCUAGUCCAUCAAGCACUUUGGCAAGAAGUCCAGUGAAGUCUAAGGCUUCAUCGACAUCUUUGAAGAGUUUGGGUAUGACUUUCAGGUCAUUGUCGUCAUCUUCGUUGACCCCACAUAACCAGUCUGGUAACAACGGGUCAUCGGCCUCGUCAUCAUCUACCAAUGUCAACGCUAGAGGUAACCAUGUGCUUGUUCAGGGCAAUUACGAAUUCCCAUUCAGCGCCAUCUUGCCAGGUGAUAUGCCAGAAUCCAUUGAGGGUCUUCCAGGUGCAAGUCUUAUCUAUAAGCUUGAGUCGACUAUUGAUAGGGGAAAGUUCCACCUGCCAAUGGUGACCAAGAAGCAUGUUAGAGUUGUCAGAACAAUGACUACCGAUUCUGUUGAACUUUCUGAAACUGUGGCUGUCGACAAUACAUGGCCCAAAAAAGUGGAAUAUUCGUUGAAUGUUCCCAGCAAAGCUAUUGCUGUGGGUUCAGGAACACCGAUAUCAUUAAUGUUGGUACCUCUUCUUAAGGGUUUGCAUUUGGGCGAAAUCAGAGUUUCUUUGGUGGAGCUAUACUCUUAUGUGGGUUACCUUCCCCCAGCACACACUGAUGAGAGAGUCGUUUGCGAGAAGAUUAUCCCAACGCCAUCACCAGACGACCCCGACUACCAAAUGGAUAAGUGGGAGAUUGACACCUUCCUCCGUAUCCCUCCUAGCUUAUCAACAUGCACUCAAGACUGUGAUAUACAAACACACGUUAAAGUGAGGCAUAAGCUUAAGUUCAACAUUGGUUUGUGCAACCCAGAUGGCCACACUUCUGAAUUGAGAGCGUCCUUGCCAGUUCAAAUUUUCAUUUCUCCAUUUGUGUCAGUCAGAGCUAGACACGAGGAAGGCGAGUUACAGGAUGCUCAUGAGUAUACAAGUAAUGCUGACGACGAGGAAGUGCUAUUCUCGAGUGACCCUCACAACACAUCGUUGACCAACUUACAGCAAUACGAAGCAGAUGCUCGUCAAGCCAGUGAGGGCCAAGCCGAGGAGGCCAUCCGGUCGAACCCUCAUUCAUACUCGUCAUUCACUGGUCUUGUCGCUCCACCAAUGUAUGAACAGCAUGUUUACGACAAAUUGUGGUCGGAUGUGUCACCUAUGGAAUCACCUAUGACUUCAGGAGCAUCUACCCCUAGGUCGAGACCUAAUGGUGACGUGCUGCAGUUCAGCAUGAGCAGCAUAGAUACCGCCCAGUUGACAGAGAACUUGAGACAGCUUAGUGUUCAAAGACAAUUACAGGAAAGCUUAGAAGGCAACACGGUCCUGUCGCCAGCUUCUCGUGAGAGAGCUGUCUUCACAAUGGAUGGUGAACAAGAAGGCGGUGACUACUUCGCCAGAAGACCACCUCUACAUUCACAACUUCUGCAUGGCCACGGAAGCUACAGUGGCACUAAUUCUCACUUGAGUACGCCUGGUGGUAUGUACAAUGGUAUGGUGCAUUCUCCAGGCAUCAUGACUCCCCCAGUACAUCUUUCCAGAGCAGGCUCGGAGACCAACCUCGCUGCUGAAGAUAUGGGCAGAGUCCCCAGCUACAAUGAAGCUAUACGAGGUGAAGUGCCUGACACCCUUUCACCAGCAUACCAGCCACCCCAGCCUGGUUCUAAUAUCAACGCCGACGAGGUGAACAGAAGAUUCGAAGAGAACAUGUCUAGGUCUGGAACACCAGUUGGACUGGCACCAAAUUCCAGAAACCGAGGACUUUUGAGCAGAGCAGGUAGUUCGUUCAACUUGUCGUCCAGGAACUCUUCCAACAAGCUGUCGCCGUCGUCAUCCAGAAACGUUUCCAGCACCAACUUGGCUAACAUGCUGAAUGAGAGCAAAAGCACUGAUGCAAGGUUUGUUGCAUUGGCUGAGGAGGAAGAGGGCCUCAUGGGAUCAAGACGGGUGUCCUCUAACGCUCUGAGGAAACAACAGUAUAAGGACUCAGGGACGGAAGAUAUCGAGAUGAAGCCCAUUGCACCUUCUAUAUUUGACAUUUCAAACGGAUUAGACGAGAACUUGGCCACGAUCAAGACGAAAACAAACGAAUUGAGCUCACUCUACAAGAAGCUCCUAAUAACCAGAGACAAUGAGAAACAGAGGUUGGAAACACGCAUUGAGGAUCUUAAUUACGACACAACCAAGCUCUUUGAAAACUGCUAUGUGCUUAUAAAGAAGUUUGAGUUUCUACAGAAGAAUUUCCAGAGACUCAAGCUAGACUACACCCAGGACGAGCUUUCCAUUAUCGAGAACUAUAAGAAGACGUACGCUUUGAAGAUCCAGGACAGUUCUCUCAUAUACAGAAACUUGCAGAACAACUAUAUCAAGUUUUUGAAGGACGACGAUGAUGCGGAGACUGAUAGGCUUCUAUCAUCGGGAAACUCUUCUACGGUGGCUCUAGAUGAAGAGGACUCAAAGAACAUUGAGGAUUACUCAAAGAUGGUUCUUCAGCAAGCACAAACCCAGAUCCAGAACAAUCCGAAUUCCCAGAUCUUGGCUCAGAGAGAACGUGAGAUCUCUAAAUUGGCUAUGGGUAUUCUUGAAAUCUCCACUAUAUUCAAGGAAAUGGAAACUCUAAUAGUUGACCAAGGCAGCAUGUUGGACAGAAUUGACUAUAACUUGGGCAGAACAGCCGAGGACCUCAAGUCUUCAGAUAAGGAGUUGUUGAAGGCACAGGUUUACCAGAAGCGUACGACAAAAUGCAAGAUCAUCUUCCUCUUGAGUUUGGUGGUAUUGGCGUUGUUCAUAAUCGUGGUUGUCAAGCCCCAUGGCAAGACCAAAGUCGUUGAAAAACCUGCGCCUCACGAUCCGGCGCCACAACGACCAGUACCUGAUAACAAGCCUGUGGAAGGCGAUGCUCAAUAA
This is a messenger RNA of Candidozyma haemuli, 3228 nucleotides long. RefSeq names its product Rod1p (gene ROD1). Bases 1 to 3228 code for a protein of 1075 amino acids. The record is from RefSeq and is a predicted model, not a curated record. Gene Ontology annotation, biological process: ubiquitin-dependent endocytosis; intracellular protein transport. The transcript has 2 exons. Gene Ontology annotation, molecular function: SNAP receptor activity; ubiquitin protein ligase binding. NCBI's taxonomy places the organism in Eukaryota, Fungi, Ascomycota, Pichiomycetes, Serinales, Metschnikowiaceae. Gene Ontology annotation, cellular component: plasma membrane; cytosol; cytoplasm.